AUGUCAUCCACACCUUUGCGGCCAUCACCACAAUCAUCACGCGCACCUUCACAACUGAAUCGACCAGUUAUUGCUUCUCCGCUGGCACGAGGCGCAGGGCUUGUCCGAUCGCACCGAGAUCUUGAUGCACCGCCACCACCACUACGAGUAGCGUCGAAGCUUACUUCGAGCAAUGCACAAUUUGCAGGCUCUGCGACUGCUACCCCGGCUCAUGCGCCAUCAUCGAUUUCCUCGGCGCCGUCACCGAGCGGCUCCACGACACGAAAGAUCGACUCUUCGGCAGCUAGUCACGAACGCAGCCAAAGCACCGCUUCGACCUCGACUGUGCGUGCGCAAGAUCGACCACGCUCGCCUCAAAAGCUGCCAGAAACGCCACGCGCCUCCAGCAGAAUUCCGGAGAGUGGCUCGACGCCGACGGUCCGCGCUGCUUCCACUCGGGAGUCCAACAAAACAAUCAAUGGCGGUACGACCGUCUCAUCGAGUGCUGCAUCCAGCCUCCGCGGAUCUAGCAGGGCAUCCUCUGCCGUCGCCAGCCCUCCCGGCAGCCGGUCCUCCACCCCUAUCAUCGGUGCAUCGGGCAGUUCCAUUCCGGCUCACGUCAACUCGUAUGCUGCGCUACUUGCAGCACAGUCUAGACUGGGACCCAUCCCAGUACCACAAGGUGUCGCCCUCGCACAAGCUGCAGGAGACUCGGCCGCAUCUGCAUCACCAUCGAUGGCAGUCUCGAGCCCUGAUGGAAGGCGAACAGCCUAUCGAUCCGGCUUUCAGCCUAAAGGUGUCCUUCGCGUGCGAACCAGCGAGUUUGAAGAGCUGCGGCGUAAGGGCAGAAGCGAAGGCGAGAUGGAAGCGCAACGCAUGGACCGAAGACUGGCAAAGCUCGUCGCCAUCCACUUUGCACCCAGCAGCGAUAUGGAAAAGACAUCGCUCGGCCCGGCAAAGAAAUCGCUCAACUCGUCGUUCGCCGACCUUGACCUAGACGAGCUCAAGCGAGAUCCGAGCAGCGUCAUUCUCAAAGGUGGCAGCGAGCUGUGGAGUUCCUUCAGAGCACGUGGUCGAGGUGAAGACCCCGCAAUCCGUCAAGCGGAGCAGACCAUUGUCAACUGGCAGGACGACGCCGAAGCAAAGGCAUGUCCCAUAUGCUCCACCCCCUUCAGCUUCACCGUGCGUAAGCAUCACUGCCGUCUGUGCGGACGAGUGGUGUGCGCUUCGCCGCACCUGACUCGACUGACGUGGGCCGAGCAAAUGGCUCCAGGCACAGGCAAGGUGCUGACGGUGCAGGAGCGAGCCGAACUGGACAACAAAUGCUCAGGCAAUAUUGUCGCCGAUCCCAUCACUGGUCGUAUCGAAGAGGUCAAGGAGGGAGCCGCCGCGGCAUCGUCCAAAGCAGGUUCGAGCGCCGCACAGCCGAGGGGUGUACGCAUCUGUCGUGACUGCAAGUCGAUCGUUCGUAAGCGGCAGUAUAUGAUGGACGACGAACCGCUGCCCGUGUUCAUCAAGCUGUACGAGGCGCUCAUGCGAGUCCAGAAGGAGAUUGAGCAGUCGCUGCCCGAGUUUCAGGAGAUGGUGUUGGGUUUGCAGAAGCAAGAUCAGACGGCUGCGUUGGGGUCGAGCAUCAGAGCCAACAUCGAGCUGCAACGCGAUGCCGUACAGGCGCGCAAGCAACUGUUGGCCAACUUUGCGACCUACGACGAGCUGGCGAAGCGCAUUCGUGCUUUGCCGGUGGGCGAGAGGGACAGUACAGGCGCGAACGGGAGCGAUGCAGCGCAGGAGAGGGUUCAGCAUGCCAUCUUCACACGCGCCAACCUGUUCUUGCAGCAAAACAUGCUGCCGCUGCAGAGUCUGCCCAAGCCAGGCAGCAAGAAGGCGAACGGAGACGCGGGCUCGGAUUCGACCGGCAGUACGCCUGGCUCUCCGCAACCAGCAUCUCCACGGGUGGCACCACGACGCCCGGCACAACACGCCAGCAAAGCGUCCGUCAGCUCCAUCGCCAGCUUCCGAUCGCUGUUCGGUGGAGGCAGCGGAUCCGGCUCCCUGCGAGCCAACUCACGCGCAGAUCUCGACGACAUCCACCAGCAAGAAGAUGUGAUCGACGACAACCUAGCUGAUGCGGACCCAGCAGAGCUGAGAGAGCAACUCAAAGUGCUAUUAGAGCAGGAGAAGCUCGUGGCAGAUUACGUCGAGAGCGCCGCAAAGGCACGCAAGUUUGAGGAUGCAAAGACGCUCAAGAAGAGCCACGACGAGCUGUGCAAGGAGAUUCUCAAGAUCCAGAGGCGGCUCGUAGUGGCUGGCAGCGGGAGGUGA
Molecule: messenger RNA, 2301 nt
Organism: Pseudozyma hubeiensis SY62
Lineage: Eukaryota; Fungi; Basidiomycota; Ustilaginomycetes; Ustilaginales; Ustilaginaceae
Exons: 1
Coding region: 1-2301 (766 amino acids)
Molecular function (GO): metal ion binding
Source: RefSeq, a predicted model, not a curated record